UGACUGCGACCUGAUGAUAAUCUCUCUGUCUUAUCUGGCAAACGUACCAGCAGGUGGAAUUCAACGACGAGACAUGUUUGCUAAAAUGAAUAUGUUAAUAUUAUUAACUGUUUUUAUUCCAACAUGUUAUUGUGCUUCCUUGAGCUUAUUCAAUGCAAAUGGCACAGCAAGUUUCAAUCCUAGUCAGAUGUCAGCUGGUCAGUUUAGUCCAAACUCUGGAGCUGGAACAUUUGACCCAAAUAAAUUAGGAGCUGGAUCCUUCAACCCUAAUAGUCUUGGAUCAGGAAGUUUUAAUCCAAACAGUGUCGGAUCCGGAAGCUUUAAUCCAAACUCUAUGGGAGCGGGAUCGUUCUCUCCAAAUAGUAUGGGAUCAGGCACAUUCGAUCCGAACAAGGCCCCAUCUGCAAACUUUGAUCCAAAUAAGUUUGGAAAGAAAUAAAAGCAUAACAUAUCAUUUGCAA
Mytilus californianus (California mussel) is the source of this 461-nucleotide messenger RNA. RefSeq lists its product as uncharacterized. The record is from RefSeq and is a predicted model, not a curated record. The coding region runs from base 14 to 439 and encodes 141 amino acids. The transcript is spliced from 2 exons. NCBI's taxonomy places the organism in Eukaryota, Metazoa, Mollusca, Bivalvia, Mytilida, Mytilidae.